Molecule: messenger RNA, 1229 nt
Organism: Lepus europaeus (European hare)
Lineage: Eukaryota; Metazoa; Chordata; Mammalia; Lagomorpha; Leporidae
Gene: GSTA4
Product: glutathione S-transferase alpha 4
Exons: 7
Coding region: 94-762 (222 amino acids)
Biological process (GO): xenobiotic metabolic process; glutathione metabolic process
Molecular function (GO): glutathione transferase activity
Source: RefSeq, a predicted model, not a curated record
GCCCUCUGGUCGCGCCUGGCUGCAGACAGCUCGCGGAGCGCAUUGUGCAGCUCCGGCGCUCCGAGUGGACUCCAGAAAGCCUGGAAAGCCAUCAUGGCAGAGAGGCCCAAGCUCCACUACCCGAACGCAAGAGGCCGCAUGGAAUCCGUCAGAUGGGUCCUGGCGGCCGCCGGAGUCGAGUUUGAUGAAGAAUUUCUGGAAACCAAAGAACAGUUGCACAAGUUGCAGGAUGGUAAUCACCUGCUCUUCCAGCAAGUGCCUAUGGUUGAAAUUGAUGGAAUGAAGUUGGUGCAGACCCGAAGCAUCCUCCAUUACAUAGCAGAAAAGCACCAGCUCUUUGGCAAGGACCUCAAGGAGAGAACCCUGAUCGACAUGUAUGUGGAGGGGACGCUGGAUCUCCUGGAGCUACUUAUCAUGCAUCCUUUCUUAAAACCAGACGAUCAACAAAGGGAAGUGGUUAACAUGGCCCAGAAGGCUAUCAUUAGAUACUUUCCUGUGUUUGAAAAGAUUUUAAGGGGCCAUGGACAAAGCUUUCUGGUUGGCAAUCAGCUGAGCCUUGCAGAUGUGAUUCUACUCCAGACCAUUUUGGCUCUAGAAGAGAAAAUUCCUAAUAUCCUGUCUGCAUUUCCUUUCCUCCAGGAGUACACGGUGAAGAUCAGCAAUAUCCCUACAAUCAAGAGAUUUCUUGAACCUGGCAGCAAGAAGAAGCCUCCCCCUGACGAAAUCUACGUGAGAACCGUGUACAGCAUCUUCAUGCCCUAGAAUGCAGGCCUGUCUGCGGGUGAGAGCUUGUCUCUAGCUACGGCUGUGCCCGGGCUGUCUUCACUGAUCCCAGCUCUGUCCUGGUGCUGUGUGUUGUUGGGUCUCUCACAUCAGUGAGAUCUUCUUUUCUAUACCCCUCAUCUGUUGUUGUUUUUAUUAUUAUUAUUAGUGAAUAGUUGUUACAGGACUUGUUGGGAAACCUUUCUGGGGAGGCUGGUGUGUGAGUUAGAUCUGAUUGUACUACUCAUCUCCUGCAGCUAAUCCAUCCUGUGGGGGGGGAUGACCGGAUCUCAUGUCCUUGCUCUGCUCUUCUCUCUCUACCUUGUUCUAAUCCCCUUCCAGUCUCUCCCUCAUGUUUGGUGCUAACCACAGAGAGUCUCGUGAAUGCCUCUCCUCUGAGCUAUCAUAAGUCAAAUGGUAGUGAUAAAUAUGAUCGAUACUUGCCAAAUAAAGUUUGCCGAUCAUUA